Molecule: messenger RNA, 3609 nt
Organism: Lepisosteus oculatus (spotted gar)
Lineage: Eukaryota; Metazoa; Chordata; Actinopteri; Semionotiformes; Lepisosteidae
Product: NHL repeat-containing protein 3
Cellular component (GO): extracellular region
Molecular function (GO): protein binding
Source: RefSeq, a predicted model, not a curated record
AUCACCUGUCAGCGCUGUCGCAGUUCCCUGUUUACACACGUGAACAAAUAAGGAAACCCAAAGGGUUAGGAUUAAUUCUUGCUUCACGUCGAGGUUGGUAAUUUUAAGAAGCGGAUCGACUAGGAUAUGAAAAGAAAAAAUAAUUCGUGUCUGACUGUGAUGAUGGUGGCUGUAGUUCUGCUUCUUAUGCUGGUGCUGUACGGGACUGUCUAUCCCCACCUGUCUGAUGAGUCUUCUCUAAAGGCAGAUUACAAACUGACGGGGAAACCACUGUACAAACUAGACAUCACGUGGCCCAAGAACCCCGAGCAUUUUACGGGACAAGUGUUUGGGGUGGCUGUCAAUCAUGUUACCGGAGUGGUGUAUGUUGCACAAAGAGGAGACAAUGUGCCAAAGGUCUUGGUUUUCUCCACGGAUGGGGACUUCCUUCAAGCUUGGAAUACGUCAACUAUCGAGAUGCCCCACGGCAUAUUCCUGGCUGAUGCCUCCCUGAAUCCUUCUAUAUGGAUAACAGAUGUAGGCAGCGGGCCAUACGGACACACCAUCAAGCAGUACACUCCCUCUGGCAAGCUCCUCCAGGUUUUAGGGUCUGCUGGAAAAGCCGGCUCUGGAGUGAACCCCCUCCAGUUUGAUCAGCCCGCAGAGAUUUUUGUGCACAGCUCUGGGGAAAUCUACAUUGUUGAUGGUGAUGGGGGUGUGAAUAACAGGCUGAUAAAGCUCUCCAAAGACCUGCAAUUGCUCUGGAUGCAUGGAGAGCAGGGAAGCGGUCCCGCUCAGUUCUUCAUCCCUCACAGCGUGGCAGUGGAUUCCUUUCAGAGGGUAUGGGUUGCUGAUAGAGGAAACAAACGGAUUCAGGUCUUUAACACUGUGACAGGGGAUUGGCUGGGAUCGUGGGGCAGCUGCUUCACAGAGGACGCACCAUACUCUGUUAGGCUGACGCCAGAUCAGAAGUAUUUCAUUGUGGCCCAGCUGAACACCAAUCAGAUUUCUAUCCUUGAAGCACCACCGGUGGGAGUGAUUGGACAGUGUAAGGUGGUCAGUGUCAUCCAGCUGGCCGAUGACAUCAAGCCUCACCUUGUAGACUUGGACCUUAAGACUGGGGCUCUUUAUGUGGCUGAGAUUGGGGCGCAGCAAGCACAGAAGUUCACUCCUUUCAACUGGGGUUCCACUGUUAGCUCUUUCUUGUAGACACUGAGGAAGCAGUUUCCAGCACUUUGUCACCAUGAAGCUUUGUACUGUGAAAGAACAUUGUGUCCAGAUACAGUAUCAAAAGGAACCAUUUAAAGAGCAAAUGGCAUGGUUCCCAAAAAGCAUUCCACUUUAAGCCACCCACUGUUUUUGUAAUGUGCCACUGAUUAUUCUUUUCAUCAUCUCAAACCCUGACAAGUUUUUCACCUUGUAAAUCCAAAAUAGUAAGUUCCAAGAUGCCAAAUUCCGCUAACUGCAGUUAGUGGGUGUGGCCACGAGGCUGCUAUUUCAUGUAACUUGCCGUCCAUAGAAAAUAGACCUUUCUGGAUUUGAACGAAAUGGACAUUCUUGUAGUCCCUUCAAGCAGCUUGAGAAAAAUAGGAUAGGAUGGAAUGUGAGGAUAUUCAUUUCUUUGCAGAAGUUUAGACAUCUUAGACACAUGCCCAUAAAAAGUUUAUUUAAAGCCUAUACUAGCCAUUAAACCCCAACCUACUAGUGUUUUCUAUUAAAUUGUGUUCUAUUAACACAGAGUAGCCUGAGUGAGAAUAAAUAAAGCUUGUCAUAUAGCAAUUUUUAAAUCACAAGUUGAAAAACCUUUAAAAACUUGAUCACAGCAACUCAAUGUAAACUACACAUGAGCAUCAAUAUGAAGUCAGGCGAUUCUUAUCCUUAACAUCAUUUGUUAAUCUCCACACAUCCAUCAACGCAAAAGGCUACAUCUUGUACUAUAAGAUUAAUCAGCUUUAAACAAAAUGGCUAUUUCAGUAGAUGAUCAUUACAGUGUUUCUGCAAAGAUAACACAUAAUGAAUGAAAACCAUUGAAUGAAAACAGUAGAUUGGUGCUGAAUGAUUUGUGUUCUGCAGUGUACCUUUCCACCUCCAAAUGCAAGUUACAGACAUGAAUGUGAACAAUUAAAGGAAAAAAUAAGUUGUUUAAACAGUGGUACUAGCAAACUUGUUUGUAUUUUUUUCUAAACCGUACUUGCUCUUUAACUUGUUAUAGUGUACUGAAUAUCUCCUGGGUGUUGAACUAUCAGAACUAUUUUUUCUAUUUGAUUAAUUUUGAUAAACAUCUUUGGAAAUCCCGCAGUCCAUAAGAACAUUUAUGUAGGUUAUGAUACGCAUGCUAUUGUCAAUGUCUGUGGCUUUGCAAUAUGUGUUUCUUUAUCUUUCCUUAAGUAAAGUGGUAACUCUGGAUCAGCAUGCAUUUACUUUAAACACAACAAUUUGUAGUUCUGAAAGGAGCAGUGAAAAUCAUGUUAAAUAUCAAAUUCCACUGAGUUCUGUUUACCGUAAAGCAGCAUUGCUAACUUGUAUAGUAAUUCAAAUCCAGUAAGAUGCCCUUAAAUGAAGACAUUUGAAAUCCUACAGGUUUUCCUGCAUCUUCAAGGAAAGAAAAUUGCAUGCCUUAAUUGUUUGUUUUUUUAGUUGAGAACUCAUAGGAUUAUGAUAACUACAAAGUUUUUCUUUUAGAGAGUCUCUUGUCACUAUUACAUUUUUGGAAAAAAACAUAGAGCACUAAAGUACAGUUAUAGAAGGUGAGAUCUAUGGAAGGUUUUAUCAGUCUCUUGAAUUCAUUAGCAUCUUAAGACAUAAGGGAUAACAAGAGAGUCUAAUUAAUCUAAAUAAUUAAAAGGGAAGAUCAAAUGAAAAACAUUAGAUUCUGAAGAGCAAGAUGUUGCAGCUUUUACUUAGAAUAUCAACAAGUUAUUUUUAGGACAGAUUCAUGCUUUGAUACCUAGCAGUUUCUACAAAAAUACAGUUUCACACACUGCAACAUUUAAAUGGUGAAUGCUCACAAGAACACAAAUAACAAUAAUGUAGUUGAAAGUGGAACUCUCUAGUGUAGAUCAAUUGAUUGUUUCUAAAUACUUUGCAACAUGUCAUGAUUUCAGACAGAUGUUUCUUGAUAUUGAACAAGCACUCAAGAACACCUGUGUACUGUACACGGUUAAAAUACAGAACAAUAUAUACUGUAAACACAAGUCAACACACUAUGAGAGUGGCUGGAUGAAUAAAAAGGUCUAGCGUACUACUAGUUUUACAAAGUGUAUGCUUUUUUAAACAUCCCAUCAUACAUCUAAACUUCUCCAACUAAACCAUAUUCUCUUGUUUAUAAAAAUAAAGAACACCAGCAAAGUUCUAAAAGUCUUGUAAAUCUGAAGGAAAGAAACAUAAUUAGCAGUUUAAAAGUUGUUUAAUCUUUUAUUUUCAUUGAAUGUUUACAUUUUGCUGUGAAAUGAUCAGUUGUAGCUUUGGAUCUGUAUAUUUUGUUAAUCUAUCUGAAUCUGAAAACUGUGUGGCUUUAGUUUUCUAUGGACUGAGCGUGUAUUUGUUGGUAUUUCCAUCUUGUAAAGUGAAAUUGUCUUAUAUUUUGAACAAGAAGAUAAGUCAUUCUCAUAAUAAAUUUUUAAAACACUG